AUGGAGAGUCUGGUCAAGCCGAUCCUCGCGCGGCACGGCGCCGGCUGCGAGUGGGAAGACGUCGCCUUCCCCGCCGCCGACGCCUCGCUCCCCGCCUCGGCCCACGGUGCGAAGUGGCAGCGCGCCCGCCAGUUGUGCCUCGCGCCUGUCGUGUUUGGCCGCUCGAGCAAGGCUGCCGACGCGGACGCCAUCGAUCCGUCUGAUAUCUCGCAGGGCGCGCUCGGCACGUGCUAUUUCCUGUCCGCCCUCUCGGUCGCUGCGACGAGGCCGCAGCUGAUUCGCUCCUGCUUCGUGACGACGGAGCCCAACGAGGCGGGCUGCUACUGCGUGCGCCUCUUCCGCGACGGUCGGCCGCGCCACAUCCUGGUGGACGACCAGCUCCCCGCGCACGGCCACGGGCGGCCGCUCUUCGCCGCCUCCAAGCAGCGCGACGAGCUGUGGGUCUCGCUCCUCGAGAAGGCCUAUGCCAAGCUCUUCUCCUCGUACGCGGCCAUCGAAGGGGGGCACGUCGACGAGGCGCUCGUCGACCUCACCGGCGGCGUGGGUGGCGAGAACUUGUCCCUCGCCGAGGAAGGCCGCGACCCGGACAGGCUGUGGUCUCGCCUGACCGGGUUUGUGCACGCGGGCUACCUGCUCGGGGCGGGCUCCCCCGCAGGCACCGACACGGACGUGUCUGCGGAAGGAAUCGUGCAGGGCCACGCGUACUCGUGCCUGAGGGUGGCCGAGGAGGAGGGGCACCGGCUGCUGCAGCUGCGCAACCCGUGGGGGAGGACCGAGUGGCGCGGGGACUGGUCCGACGCGUCGCACCUCUGGACGCCUCGGCUCAAGGCGAGGCUCGGCUGGAGCGACGCGGACGACGGCACCUUCUGGAUCGGCCUCAAGGACUUUUGCGCGUCGUUCGCCCAGCUGUACGUGUGCAAGAUCCCAAACCCGUCCUGGGCACACGCCGAGAUGCAGGGGGAGUGGCGCGGCGAGAGCGCGGGCGGCUGCUCCAACUACGACACGGUCGGCGCCAACCCGCAGUGGUCCAUCACCAUCGGCGAGCGGCCCGUGGCGUGCCUCGUCUGCCUGGCGCAGGCCGAUGCGCGCGGCACCGACCUCGACGGCGACGGCGUCGAGGACGAGCCCUUCCCCAUCGGCCUCUCGGUCGUGUACAAGCGCGGCGAGCGCGUGCGCAAGCUGUACGCGUCGGACUGGUGCGCGCGGACGGCGCCCUUCCGCAACACGCGGGAGGUCUCCCUCGACGUGACGCUCGAGCCGCGCUCCGGCGGCGCAACCACGACUUACACGCUGCUGCCCUCCACCUUUGAGCCCGGACAGGAGCGCAACUUCCGCAUCCGCGUCUUCUCGGACAGGCCCGUCGAGGUGGCGCCGCUCAGGUGACCGCCCGGCUUGUCACUCGCCACACUCGGACCAACCAUACCUUAUACACCUGUACGUGUGUUGCUACCGCCCGCGUCUCACCGCGUGGGCUAUGUAAUGACUCACCCUCUCGUCUGUGGUUCUUGUUCUCUCGCGCGAGUGACAGUGUCUCUCUCCUCUCUCCUCUGCGGGUACCGAAAGAA
Emiliania huxleyi CCMP1516 is the source of this 1565-nucleotide messenger RNA. RefSeq lists its product as hypothetical. Bases 1 to 1383 code for a protein of 460 amino acids. Gene Ontology annotation, cellular component: cytoplasm. The record is from RefSeq and is a predicted model, not a curated record. The transcript has a single exon. NCBI's taxonomy places the organism in Eukaryota, Haptophyta, Isochrysidales, Noelaerhabdaceae. Gene Ontology annotation, molecular function: calcium-dependent cysteine-type endopeptidase activity. Gene Ontology annotation, biological process: proteolysis.